AUGAGGUGCCGGAAGCUGAGAUGGCAGAUCUUGGUGAUAUCAGUUGACCAACAGGACUUCCGGGAUGAAACUGAUAGGAUUGGAAGUCAUAGUGAGAUAUUUGGAACCUCUGAAAGGUUUCACCGUUCCUAUUGGGGUCUAUGGAGGAAGCUGAGAAAACAGGUGGUGAGAGUCAGCUACUUUUGCUUGCAGAAGAAAAGAUGGGGAAACUGGUUGAGCAAAAUUGGGUGUUUUGGAUAUCAGAAAAACCGAAAGCGCAUAGGGCAUGCUGUGCUUGUUCCAGAAACAAUCCCCAAUGGAGCUGAUCCUGCUGCAGCUGUUAGUUCAACUCAAGCGCCUAGUAUAACACUUCCCUUCGUUGCGCCUCCUUCGUCACCUGUAUCUUUCUUUCAAUCAGAACCUCCUUCAACUGCACAAUCACCAGUUGGUAAAUUAUCUCACACUUGUGUGUCUGCCAGCAUGUACUCUCCUGGUGGCCCUGCCUCAAUCUUUGCCAUUGGCCCUUAUGCUCAUGAAACUCAAUUAGUCUCACCACCUGUUUUCUCAGCUUCCUCCACUGCUCCUUUCACUCCACCGCCCGAAUCCGUCCACAUGACCACGCCUUCUUCGCCCGAGGUUCCAUUUGCUCAGCUACUAGACCCCAAUAGGAACGGUGAAACCUUUCAGAGGUUCCAAAUAUCUCACUAUGACUUCCAAUCCUAUCAGUUUCAUCCCGGAAGUCCUGUUGGUCAACUGAUAUCACCAAGAUCUGCCAUCUCAGCUUCCGGCACCUCAUCUCCACUCCCUGACUCUGAAUUUAAUGCCACUUUCUCCCAUAUCCUUGAUUUCCAAAGAACAGACCCUCCCAAGCUUCUCAACUUAGAUAAACUAUCUGCUUAUGAAAAGCAAAAGUCAAACCAAGGUUCUGGAUCUUUGACCCCAGAUGCUGCAAGGUCCACAAGUCAAACUGGUUUUCUUUCAAAUCAUUGGGUUUCUGAGAUCAAAAUGUCUCCACAUCCAAGCAAUAAUCGCCUGAGUGAGAUUAGUAUAAACCACAGGGUUUCAUUUGAAUUAUCCUCCCAAAAAGUAUUGAAAUCUCUUGAGAACAAGCCUGCAGCAUCAGCAUGGACUAAGGUCCUGUCAAAACUGAAAGAUGAUGCAGCAACAGCUGACAAAGAAGAAAAUUCUGUAGAAACAGAGCGUGAUGACAAACAAGUCCUUGCUGAAAAUCCCAAUGAUCAACCACUGGAAACCACAUUGGGUGGAGAUAAGGCAUCUUAG
Cajanus cajan (pigeon pea) is the source of this 1260-nucleotide messenger RNA. Lineage: Eukaryota; Viridiplantae; Streptophyta; Magnoliopsida; Fabales; Fabaceae. The record is from RefSeq and is a predicted model, not a curated record.